Messenger RNA from Chlorocebus sabaeus (green monkey), 3918 nucleotides. NCBI's taxonomy places the organism in Eukaryota, Metazoa, Chordata, Mammalia, Primates, Cercopithecidae. The record is from RefSeq and is a predicted model, not a curated record.
GGCUGGGAGUAAAGCCCCACGGACUCCUACAGUCGCGGGGGCGGUGGGGUGAGGUGGCAAAGUAGGCGAGUUGACGGAUUUCCCUACAAACAAGAAGGGAGAAGCUCACUUGGUCCUAGCGAGAACGGGCUGGUACUUUCGUUUAAAGCCCACGUUUCCUCGGGGAACAGAAUUGCUAGACGCAAUAGUUAUAAUUAUUCAGUAUGUUCCCACUGACUGAGGAAAACAAGCAUGUGGCCCAGUUGUUGCUCAGUACUGGUACUUGUCCAAGAUGUAUCUUCAGAUUCUGUGGUGUGGAUUUUCAUGCACCUUACAAACUUCCAUACAAGGAGUUGCUCAAUGAACUACAGAAAUUUCUGGAAACUGAAAAAGAUGAAUUAAUUUUGGAAGUUAUGAACCCACCUCCCAAGAAAAUUCGACUGCAAGAACUGGAAGAUAGUAUUGAUAAUCUAAGUCAAAAUGGAGAGGGAAGGAUCUCUGUUAGUCAAGAUGGAAGCAUUGCUUCCAAGAACUCAAAUUUAAAUGUAUGUAAUGUAUGCCUAGGAAUUCUUCAAGAAUUCUGUGAGAAAGAUUUCAUUAAAAAGGUGUGCCAAAAGGUUGAGGCCUCUGGGUUUGAAUUCACCAGCUUGGUAUUUUCAGUCUCCUUCCCACCACAACUAUCUGUAAGAGAGCAUGCUGCAUGGUUGCUGGUAAAACAGGAAAUGGGAAAGCAGAGUCUGUCGCUGGGAAGAGAUGAUAUAGUUCAGCUAAAAGAAGCCUACAAAUGGAUAACUCACCCCCUGUUUUCAGAGGAACUGGGUGUUCCCAUUGAUGGAAAGAGCUUGUUUGAAGUGAGUGUGGUCUUUGCUCACCCAGAAACAGUUGAGGAUUGCCACUUCCUAGCUGCGAUAUGCCCAGAUUGUUUUAAGCCAGCCAAAAACAAACAGUCUGUAUUCACUAGAAUGGCAGUUAUGAAAGCCUUGAAUAAGAUAAAAGAAGAGGAUUUCCUUAAGCAGUUUCCUUGUCCUCCAAACUCACCAAAGGCUGUAUGCACUGUUCUUGAAAUUGAAUGUGCUCAUGGUGCUGUUUUUGUGGCUGGGAGGUAUAAUAAAUACUCCAGGAAUCUACCACAAACUCCUUGGAUAAUUGAUGGAGAAAGAAAGCUGGAAUCUUCAGUGGAAGAAUUAAUUUCAGAUCAUCUGUUGGCAGUAUUCAAAGCAGAGAGCGUCAGCCGUGGGACCUCAAGCCUCCAACCAUGUUCACUUCUCUACAGAUGUGGGAUGUAUGUGCCAGGGCAAACCAUCCACAGCUGCUGCUGGAAGGGCGGUACAGAUCCAACAGUUGGAAACAUUGGUCACCUCAGCACAGGUUUUAAUUUUUCAUCCUCUGGAAGAGAAGAUGUAGAUGUGAGAACAUUAGGAAAUGGAAGGCCCUUUGCAAUUGAGCUGGUGAAUCCUCAUAGAGUACAUUUCACUUCACAAGAAAUUAAGGAACUUCAGCAGAAAAUUAAUAACUCAUCUAACAAAAUCCAAGUACGUGACUUGCAGCUUGUCACAAGAGAGGCAAUAGGACAUAUGAAAGAAGGUGAAGAAGAAAAGACAAAGACCUACAGUGCCUUAAUAUGGACAGAUAAAGCGAUCCAGAAGAAAGACAUUGAAUUCCUAAAUGACAUAAAGGACUUAAAGAUCGACCAGAAAACACCUUUGCGCGUCCUUCACCGAAGGCCCCUGGCUGUGCGAGUUCGCGUCAUUCACUCCAUGGAGACGCAGUAUGUGGAUGAGCACCACUUCCGCCUCCGCUUGAAAACUCAGGCCGGCACCUACAUUAAAGAGUUUGUACAUGGAGACUUCGGGAGAACCAAGCCAAACAUUGGGUCCCUGAUGAAUGUGACCGCAGACAUUCUUGAGCUGGAUGUUGAGUCUGUAGAUGUUGACUGGCCACCUGCUCUGGAUGACUAGCUUUCAAAUUUGGAGACAAAGAGUAGGGUUUUCCUGGCAUGGUGUGGACAUCCACGGAGCACACGCCGUAAAAUGGCUGUUUACCCACCAUAACGGUGUCUUGGAAACCAUUUGGAUCAUAUUGAUCUAUAUAAUUGUUAAUUUGUUGUAACAUCUCAGGAUCUAUAUAUGUGUAUAUUUUGUGUUAAAUUGUUCCAAGGAUGUCUUACGAUUUUUCUCAUUCCCUCUCUCACCCCCACAAACCAAACUAUGAAUAAUGAAAUAAUUCUCCUUAAUUCUUUCAUUUAGAGAGGUACACAAACAGAACACAUUCUCUCUUAAGAAGCUUUAAUUUCAGCAAGAUUUCCCUCCACAAGAGACAUACUACCUUUAGAAUCAUGUUCUAAUUUUUAAAAAUUAUCUGAAUAAAAGUUAUAUCUAGAUUUAUACAGCAUAAUAUCCUAUAAUAUUCUAAGAUUGCAAAUGCAAAUCUGACAUUAUUAUUUUUCCCAGGAAGCCUCAAACGAGCUAUUACCAAUGAAGUACUUUUGGCUGUGAUUUGUCAUAAAUCUUAACCAAACUAUGAAUAACGAAAUAAUUCUCAUUAAUACUUUCAUUAAGGAAGAAUUUUGACAAUCUAAAAUUGUCAAUACAUUUUUCCUGUGGAGGGAAAGUAAAACCAUAGGAACCAAGGCAUGCCAUGGUAGGAGCCUUUCAUAAAUCUUUUAAAUAAGGAGAAACAAGUGCCUUUAAUAACUUCAAUCCCAGGGUUAAGAAUUUGAAAAAUUGAGAAUGCUAAACAAAGAGGAACUGAUAUUAUUUCAGAAUACUUCAAUAUAUUAUCCAAUUAUAAACAUUUUAAUGAUACCUUAUUAAAGUAGAUAGGAUAUUGUCUCCAUUUUAUAAAUAUGGAAACCAAAGACUAGAAGUUAAAUGACUUAUCCAAAAUUGUUAGCUACUUCUAUAUUGAGGACUAGAACUGAAGUUUCUUGGUCUCCAGGGUCUUUCUCAUAAGCCCUAUUAUUGAACACCUGUUUGUGUGAAGGGGCAGCUAUGGAUGCCAUUUAAACUCAUGUAACUGAGAAUUAACUUUUGGAAUGUAGUUACCAAAUCAAAGAGCUCACCAAAAAAUAGCCCAAGACUAUUUAAUGCAAUCAUAUAUAGUUACCAUUUGUUAUUAAGUUAAAGCUCAGUUGGUAUUACAAAGAGGAAAAACAUUAAGCUAAACCUAAAGAAAAUGAAUGGGUCAUUAAAUUUCAGAAAGGAGCCUUAUUACAAUUUCAGAUUUGAGUAUAAUUUCCAUCACCCUAAUUCAACUAUUUGAGCUUUUUUUAAAGAAUACAUGUAACUUGACUAGUAUUAGAUUACUUACCGUUUCCCAUCUCUGUAUUAAACAUAAAUCACAGAUACCAAGAUUCACUUUAGAUAUGAGGAAAAUGGUUUUAAUGGACACAAAGGAGUCAGCCACGUUGGAACCAACAUGGUUUCAUACCACGUUGAAACCAUGUGUUUGAUAUGUGAAUAACAGCAAAUACUUUUUUCACUAUUGUCAAUGCCAAUGCAUUGAAAUGCCCAGAAAAUGAGAAAAGGAUAACAAAUAAACUUUUGAUAAAAAGGUAAGAUUUUCUGUGUGGAUGUUUCUCAGUUUCUGGGAAAAUUUUGCUACAAAAGAGACUUAAAUAAUUUAGGAGGCAGUCUUUCGCAUGGUAUUUUUGGCUUAGCUUUGAAUUCAGUGGACCUGUAAUGUGUAAGAAUGAAGAACGUGCUUAGCAAACUGAAAUGAGAAGACUUCUAUUUCUUACAUUUCUAUUCCUGAGAUUAUACAAAAUUUCAAGCAAAGAGUAAGCAUUAGCUUUAAAUACUUCUUCCAAAUGUUCAUAGAAUUUUGAGACAAAGAUUGUUAAAAAUUAAUGUUUGUCUUUGUUUCAGGCAGAACUGGGAAUAUUAAGUAGUGAGAGUGCUACAAUUUCCCUUUUGCCUACAUAAAAGCAUUUUAAAAUUA